Messenger RNA from Mesorhabditis belari, 2007 nucleotides. Lineage: Eukaryota; Metazoa; Nematoda; Chromadorea; Rhabditida; Rhabditidae. The record is from the annotation of a GenBank genome assembly.
AUGUUGAAAACUCAGACGCAAGCAACAGCGGUGCUAAUGGAAAGUAUGUGCCUCCAUGGAAACGAGAUGAAGUUCAAAAGGGUGAUGAGGGACAACGUGAACGUUGUGAAAGUGGAGGCAACAGCGGUCGCCGCCACGGAGGGCACCAAGGAAGAGGAAUGCACAAUAUUUCAUUCAAAGCCUGCCUGCUGGAGCCAGCAGCUUCCAAGAGAUGAAAGCUCGGAACAGGAGCUCUUCUUAGGAAUGAACUCGGGGAUUAAUUUCAACAAUUAUGAUGAAAUUCCCGUUGAAGCAACUGGUGAAAAUGUGCCACAACCUGCGACUUUGUUCUCUGAGCUGAAGUUGCACCAAUGGGUCAAUGAAAAUAUCAAAUUGUCGGGUUAUGGGCGUUCGACACCCGUGCAGAAGUACAGCAUUCCGGCAUUAAUGGAUAAUCGAGACCUGAUGUCUUGCGCGCAAACUGGAUCCGGGAAGACUGCUGCCUUUCUAGUUCCAUUGAUCAACCACAUUCUUCAGAACGGACCUGAAGCAUUUCCCUGUGCUCUUGUCCUUUCGCCAACUCGUGAAUUGUCACUUCAAAUCUAUAAUGAGUGCAGAAAGUUUGGCUAUCGUACACCCAUAACUUUGGCAAUUCUCUACGGUGGUCGCGAAAAUUAUCAACAACAAAUCAGCAAACUUCGGCUUGGUUGCCACAUUCUUAUUGCCACUCCUGGACGUCUUAUUGAUGUGAUGGAACAAGGAUAUGUUGGACUUACUGGUUGUCGCUAUUUGGUGAUUGAUGAAGCUGAUCGUAUGCUAGACAUGGGCUUUGAGCCUCAAAUUCGGCAAGUUGUCGAACUCUCAACUAUGCCAGAGAAGAGGUAUCGAGUGACUGCUAUGUUUUCUGCUAUGUUCCCGAAGGAAAUUCAGAUUCUGGCUCAAGAUUUUUUGGUGCCCAAUUACGUAUUCUUGGCUGUCGGACGCGUGGGCUCAACGUCAGCGAACAUCAUACAGAAGGUCGUUGGGGUCGAGGAUAAGGAGAAGCUCUGUUGUUUGAUGGACCUACUUGAUGCUGGAGGUUUGCAACGAGGCAUUGACCUUAUCAAGCUGAUGAUUGAAGCUAAUCAAGGGUUCCUUUCGACGAUUUCGAAAGAUGCUAGUCGCUAUGGACAAGGAAAUUCGCGUGGACGUGGAAGCCGAGGUGGAUCACGCAAUAUGCGCAUCGCGAUUAUCGGAUUCAAAAUUCCGGAAGCCACUAUGAGCCUUCACCAGCUGAGUCUUCAAGGAACGACUUCCGCCCAAAACCCACCCAGAACAAAGAUUGCUUUGAAUUUCAUUGCUUUUUAUUGGUUUCGGGCUCUUCGCCAAUUGAUCGACUUUAUUUACACAGGUCAACUCACAAUAAAUUCAACCCUUCUAACAACAGCCUUGAUGUUGCAACUAAAUUCGGUUAAAGAUGCUUGUGCAAAGUAUGGACUAAAGCGUCUGCUCGCAAUUAUAUUUACAAGAAUUUUUGCGCUGGAUUUUGAACGAUUCUGCAGUUUAAUCUCGGAUGAUCGUCUAGUUUGUGGUGAAGGCGGUGAAGAAGAGGUUUAUCGAACGGCCAUCAGAUGGAUCCAAGCAGCGCCAGAAGAACGCGAACAAUAUACACCAAAGUUGUUGUCGCAAGUGAGACUUGGCCUCUGCUCCGCAGACUUUCCAGCGGAGACAGUUUUCAAUGAGCCAGCUAUUAAAAAUCAGCAAGAGUGCAAGGGUAUUCUUCUGGAGGCAAGUAAAGUACAUCUACGCCGAGGGCGAUUUUCCCCAUCUGCCUCAUCACUUCGUGAGCGGUUUGUCCGACCCCGACAACAAAUUGGAUCGAACAAGAUUGUGAUAGUCGUCGGAGGUCAGGCACCAAAGACAAUUCAUAAUGUUGACGCCUAUGAUCCAACUACAAUGCCUAUGGACUUCUUUGAGCCCUCUAUCGCAAAGACGUUGUCGAUGUGGUGUUGCCCUAAUCGAUCGUCAUAUCUAUGCUGUUGGUGGUUU